Marasmius oreades (fairy-ring Marasmius) is the source of this 3187-nucleotide messenger RNA. RefSeq lists its product as uncharacterized. The transcript is spliced from 9 exons. Gene Ontology annotation, cellular component: plasma membrane. Lineage: Eukaryota; Fungi; Basidiomycota; Agaricomycetes; Agaricales; Marasmiaceae. Gene Ontology annotation, biological process: actin cortical patch localization. The coding region runs from base 453 to 2945 and encodes 830 amino acids. The record is from RefSeq and is a predicted model, not a curated record.
CUUCCGCCGUCAGUGCUAACAUACCGUGACCGUUUUGAAAUCUUCUGUCUUCUGUCUCUCUGGAUCUGCCAUCGUAGAUCUUUAUCUUUCAACCGCCCCACACCCCGAACACCUAAGGCAUCCGUCAAAACUCCCGAAAUCCACUUGCAAAGGAGGACCGAGGCGUUUCGAAGGAGCGGUAGAACUGAGAUAAUGGCGGGCACAGGCAACCACUGCUCCUUCGUCCUCUUGGCCGAAUUCCACAUUCUCGAAGGAGCUCAGCUGAAGUAUCAGUUCCCGCAACCUCUAGGUGUCGAUGAAUCGUAUGUGGAAUUCUGUUUGAACGAAGUGGGAUUUCUAACUUUUAGACUUCCUGCGUCUAUAUUCCUAUUUCUAUAAUCCCAAUUCCACAACCCCGUCGAACCAUAUUUCUCCCUUCUCCUAUCUCUCUAUUGCCCUCAAGUGUCCUCGCCAUGUCGAUGUUACCAGACGGAGCAGAAGCACAGUCCGACGAUUGGACCGUGUUUUUUCUAAAUCAAAGCCCGUUUAAUACGAUUUCCCCCGUUCUGGCUUUGGAUUCGCCAGAAAUCAGGUCUACGAACUUACCUGGAGAAGACGAUGAUUCGAGGGGAAGCAAGCCGGACUUGUUGUGUGUGUUGAAUUUGGUUCGGACGAAGCUUGAUAAGAGUUUUGAUCGAGGUGCUCGAGUACUUGCAAUGGCGAUCUGUACACGACAUCCUUUUAUUCAAAUAUUCAAGCCCGUAUUGUUAAUGGCACUGGACGACUACCUCCUCAACCCUUCACAAGACUGUCUGGCACGUCUCUUCGAUGCCGUGAACGCGAUGGAUUUAUCGCGGGCCCCUACACUAUCACGACACGAGAAGAUGGUGAUGCGGCUUUCUGAACGGAAAGAUAUCUUUUCAGAGAAGUUCAUGCAGCAGCAACAUACGAGGCCUGUUAGUUGGAAUGCUGCAGCUGGAGGAGCAGCAGGCGGGCAAGGGCAAGGGCAAGGACAGGGACAGCAGCAACAUCGAUCCAAUGCGUCCUUGGAGUCGAAUUUCACCUUUGAGGAAACAAUGCUGAGGAGUAAGGGUAAUGAUGAGAACCGGACGAUUGGGAGGAGCGCUGGUGUUGGUGUUGGUGGGGAACAGUGGGAUGCUGCGGCACGUAGAGCAGAUACGGAGAGCACGGCUACGUCGACUUCGACGAGUGCGCCUUCCGAAACUUCGUUCACGUUGGGCGGAAGUGCUGUAUGGGUUGGAGACGAGAGUGGAUUGGACUUGGUUAAUGCUACGGAUACGGGAGGAGAUGCUAAUAGCGUCACUUCAGCGAGCGGAACGACGAUGGUUGGGUCGACUUAUCGGCCACGACGGUCGACGGACGGGUCGUCAGGAUCGUCUCACAUGAAUACCAGAAUGCUCAACACCUCCAAACCGUCCGCUUCGUAUCUAACGAAAGAUACGCACUUCUUCCAUACCACGGUGGAAUACAAGUCUACAGUGGAAUACAAGGACCACAAACUGCCUAUAAAGAUGCCCUUAUCCACAUUUCCGGAGGAAGUCGGUGACUACUCGUUGAUCACACUUGUCAAAGUCUUCUCCUCUCCUCAGCUAGUUUCCGGCCCUCAACACCCGCAUCUACACACAAGCGGCCCUCAAACACAUCCGAUCAUCAUUCUCUUUAACGCGCUUGUCACGGGGAAGCGAGUCAUUUUCCUGGGACACAAGCGACCCGCAGGAGAAGUUUCAACCUUUGUUUUAGCUGCAUGUGCUCUCGGUUCUGGAUGCGGUGCUGUGCUUCGAGGCUUUGUUGAGCGCGCAUUUCCAUAUGCAAAUUUAAAUAACCGGGAUGAGUGGGAGUCGGUCCCUGCCUACAUCGCUGGCGUCACCAAUCCGAUAUUCGGAACUGGACGUAUGUGGGAUCUUAUGCUCGAUAUCGGAAAUGGAACUGUCACGAUCUCGAAAGACAUCCAUACCGCCCAUCCUGCCAGCGGCGCCACGAGUCUAUUUGCUCCGCUCAUAUCGAGAACAGGAACUUUGAAAGCCGAGGUGAACGGGCUCAAUGAGGAUGAAGUUAGAGGUGGGAAUAAGGAGUUUGUUGUGAAGACGGAUAAUUUGAUGGAUAAUCUGUUUAUCGAAGAUGUCAAGUCUGCUAUUGAAUAUCAUUACGGAGAGAGCGUCGUUCGUGUGAGGUUCAUGGAAUACGUUACGCGCUUUGUGAGGAUCGCGUCGCGUUAUGAGGAGGAAGUUGUUGGGAGUACAACAAUUGGAUAUCCUAACACUCCUUUCGUGGAGAGGUCUCCGACGAGGGCACCGCAACUUGGAAGCGGAAUUGUUUUUACGGAUGAACAAGCUGGGAUGAAGGAGCUGGCCGCUAACGCACAUCGGAUUGAGGCGUGGAGGAAGACGAAUAGUUAUCAAUAUUUUGUUGCGGACUUUGUAAAGUCACAGUCGACAAACCCAAUCCGUGGAUUCGAUGUUUUACAUCAGCUGCUUCGACUUCGACAUGCGAAGCAUAUGACGGAUUCGGAGAUGUAUUUAAUAAUGAAAACGUUGGAAGAGAAUGUUAGGACCUAUGAACAGGUUGUUGAGCUGCUAUCAUAUCUCAUGCCGCUCAGCGGAGGAUUACUCCCGUUAGGCUUCGGUCUCUUUCAUCCACAAGAAACAAUACGAGAUACGACCACUGAUUUAUUUAAUCAUUUGAGGCAGUAUCCGGUUGGUGUGAUUUCACUACAAAGUCUUAACCACUUCCAGCGGUAUGCAUAUGUGAGACAGGCGUGUAUGAGGGAGAAGCAACUGCAACAACCCCUCCAUCAGCAUCAACAUCAGCCUCAAGCCUCGCCUUACCAGUAUGCGGCACCGCCGUCAAUGGCAUCGCGUACCCAUUCGAAUUCGACUGCGAGCAUGAGCCUUGGGGUUGGUGGUGGAUAUUUCGGGUUAGGGGAAAGAGCUAAUGGGGUCUUUUGAGCACCGAGAUGGGUUUCCAAUGAUCUACAUACCAUGUUACCGCUUUUUGCGAUAUGUUGAACAGAGCACAGUUACUACUAGUUUUUUGUUCCAUUUGGUAUUUGUUACUUUUUUGUCUUGACUCUUCACGUUCCUGUUUUUGUAACACCAUCAUCAUCUAGGCUUUUUUCAUGUGUAUUACUCUUCUUCAGGAAGUCUUUUGUUUAAGUUCUGGGUAGUAGUAAGCACCGUGUGGCUGCGGG